Gasterosteus aculeatus aculeatus (three-spined stickleback) is the source of this 1838-nucleotide messenger RNA. The record is from RefSeq and is a predicted model, not a curated record. Lineage: Eukaryota; Metazoa; Chordata; Actinopteri; Perciformes; Gasterosteidae.
CUCCUCCUGCCUCCUCAUAUCUCCUCCUGCCUCCUCUCUCCUUGUAUCUCAUCAUUCUGUCACCUUUUCUCUUCCUCGUCCCUCUUUUCCGUCUCUUUUCCUUCCUUUGGCCGUUUUUCUGUCUCCUGAAGUCCUCUAACAGCUUCACUUAUCUGUCGGAUUCAUCCACGUUUGCUUGUGUUCCUCCCCCGUCUGCCCCCCUCUACGCCCCCCUGCUCAGAUCUGGGUGCACAGCGCUCAUAACGGCAGCGGCUACUACAGCGGCUACGGCGAGGAGGUCCUCCAGUCCGACCACUUCAGCUCCAGGCUCAGCUUCGGGGACACGCAGACGGUCUGGGCCCGGACGGGUUACCUGGGCUUCCUGCGCCGCACCGAGCUCACCGACGCCAACGGAGAGAGGCACGACGCUCUGUUCGUGGUGGGCGCGCUGGAGGAGGCCAUGGAGCUGAGGGGGAUGAGGUACCACCCCAUCGACAUCGAGACCUCCGUCAUCCGCGCCCACAAGAGCAUCAUGGAGUGUGCCGUCUUCCCCUGGACCAACCUGCUGGUGGUGGUGGUGGAGCUGGAGGGCUCCGAGCAGGAGGCCCUGGACCUGGUUCCCAUGGUGACCAAGGCGGUGCUGGAGGAGCACUACCUGAUCGUGGGCGUCGUCGUGGUGACGGACAUCGGCGUGAUCCCCAUCAACUCCCGCGGCGAGAAGCAGCGCAUGCACCUCCGGGACGGCUUCCUGCAGGACCAGCUGGACCCCAUCUACGUGGCCUACAACAUGUAGCCUGUGCGUGUGCGUGUGCGUGUGCGUGUGCGUGUGUGUGUUGGGGAGCGAGCAUGCCGUGCGUUUUGCCGUUGAUGUCCAUUUAUUUCCCAGACUCAGAUGUACUGUAUUUUUGAACCUGCAUUGUGUGUUUAGUCGUUUCUUUAAAGUCGUGUUGUGCCGGUCGAUCGGUCGGUUGGUUGAUUGACUGGUUGGUUGAUUGACUGGUUGAUUGAUUGAUGGCUCGUGGGGGCGGUCACUGUAGGAAGCCUUCGGGGGUCACUGUGUUCGGGGCGACGGCUCCACUCGUUUCUAGGAGGUCAAAGUAGGAAAAGUGAACUGAAUCCGUCUUCAUGUUUUACUGAACCGACCCAAAAGAAGAGAACAAAUAUUUAAAUUUAAAUUAGAACAGAUAAUUGUAAAAAAUAUACAUAUUGUACAUAGACAUAAUAAUCUAUAUGGAGAGGUACCUGAAAACACAAUGAGGUAUAGUAGCCCCUAUAUGCAGCUCUCCACCUGCACCCUGUGUGUGUCUGUGUGCGCGCGUGUGUUACAGUGCGACAGGGACGUUUUACGUGGUUUUAAUGUGAUUCGCGCAGCAGAUUUUAUCGGUCGACAAGGGAAAAUGAAACUUUCUGAUUUAGAAUUUGAACACUUAAACAAAGAAAAAAUCCCAGAAAGAAAAAAAACAUUAUUUUGAAGUUUUUAAAUCUACACAAAUUGAAAUACAACUUAAGUGCAAUAUGUUUGCGAAAAGGUAGUUGAUUUAAUAUUAAUCCAUUUUUUUACAUGGCGGUUUCAGGUUGUCAUGACGACAGCUCGUCUCGAUUGACACCCGACGACGCCGUCUCGUCCUUCUGUUCAGAAACCAAGCAGUUUGUUGGUAGCAGCGUCAUGACUCCCUGUGUGUGUCUGCGUAUGUGUGUGCGCGUGUGUAUUGUAUGUAAAUAGUGUUGAUUUUGUACGGUACAAGUGUGUGUGUGACUUGUUUUGUACACAUGAUAAAAAGGUAAAAUGACACUUUUAUAAGAGCCUCUAUUGGCUCCCCGUCACACUAUACAGUGCAAUAAAGUGCUUUGAUUGGCUA